AUGUCCACUGGCAAGGAGGCUUCCGUGCCGAGUGACGCGGCGGCCACGGACAGACUCAACGGCAGCGUCGGCGCCGCUCCCAAGCGGCCACGCGACAGCGAGGGCGUGGAGCGCUACGGCGGACCUGCUUCAAACCCCAGGACGGAGGCGCUGAGCGAGAUCCUGGGCUGCGCGCACGCGCAUGGCUGCUGCGAGAGCUCGGAGGCGGAGCUUGCUCGACGAGAGCUGCUCGAGCUCGUCACUGCGCCCGACGCUGACGGCAUUUGGAAUAUGACUCGGGCGAGGAUGCGUCAGCACGAGUACUAUUUCAUCGUGCAGCGCAAACUGGCUCGCCACUACUGUUGGCUGGAGCUCCUCUCCCGCCCGACGUCGGUGAUGGCGCAUGACAGGCGAUCACUGUACGCAUCGUGCGCCUUCCUGUGUGUGUCUCCGCAGAGCCGCUGCUGGGCGGUGUCGGCCGCGCGCCUCCCGGGUUACAAUCGCCGCGCGCACACGACACGCGACAGCCUCGACACCGACAGGAGAGAGUUUGACUCAAAGAUGGUCGCGCGUCAGGCCAGGGGGCAAGGCGCAAGCGUCCCCCUGGUGGCGGCGCAGGGAAACGCGGAGGUGGCCAGCGGUGGCGGAGACGCGAGCGUUUCGCACGCCGCGAAGCGGCCGAUCCAGCUGCCCGCCUGCCACGCCGCCGACGAGGCGGCGCACGAGUCGACGCUCUUCUCGAUGGAGAGCUAG
Molecule: messenger RNA, 732 nt
Organism: Emiliania huxleyi CCMP1516
Lineage: Eukaryota; Haptophyta; Isochrysidales; Noelaerhabdaceae
Exons: 6
Coding region: 1-732 (243 amino acids)
Source: RefSeq, a predicted model, not a curated record